UUAAAAACUGAAGAUAAUAAAGUAAUAAUUAAGUAAUUUAAUUUGAAUACUCAAACUUUCUAAUAAACCUUAAAAACUAAUAAUUAACUAAAAUAGCUGAGAAUAGAAUUUUAUUAAAUCUUUUAUGAUAGGAACUCAAAUUGCUUAAUAGUAUAUUUUAGAAAUAAAGACAUCGAUAACUAUGGAUUAAGUAGUAUGACUAUUUAUGUGUAUCCAUUUGAUUAGGAUUAAAAUCAAUUUAAUCCUAUAAAUUACUAAUAGGAAAUUUACAUCACUACUAAUCUAAUUUAUUUUUUCUAAUAAUAAAGAUACACAUUCUUGUAUAACAAACUUACAACAACUUAAGUUACUUGUGAUAAUCAUAACAACUUAAUUGUUUUGUCUUUGAAUCACCCAUAAAAAUAGUUUCUAACUUAGCAAUAAUUUGACGAAAAUCUAAAUUUGCUGUUAAUCAAUAAUGGUAUUUCUAGUUUGAUAGCUAAGAAUCUACCAAACUUAAAUUCUUCUAAGAAUUAAAUAAACAGUAAUAAUAAUUUUAUAAUUAACAAAAAUUGGUGGCUUUAUGAAUAAUAUGGAAUUAUUAUAACACUUACAGCAGAUGUUAUCAAUAAUGAGUAAUUAGUAUAAUUUUAGUAUCUUGAUAAUUUAGAAACUUCUGUAAAUCCUCUAAAAUUAAAAUCUAGUGACCAAGCUUUUUGGUUUAACAAUUAUGAAACCUUGAUAGUGUGUUCUGAAAAAUAAAUAACAUCAUACCAGAUCUAACAACAUCAGCUUAUUUUAAAUUAUACUUUUGAGUAUGCUAAUUAAAUUAAUAAUUGCUUUUAAGUUUUUUUAAAUCCAUUUAUUUUUUGCUAAAAUUAAGGAGCCUUUAAUUUCUUAAACAAAUAAUUCUAUCUUUAGCCUGACUUGCUUAAUGUUGAUAAUAUUUUUGUAGAAAAUUAAAAAUAUAUUUUCUUCAAAACUUAAGUUCUUUUUGAAGUUAGUAAAGGAACAUUUUAGCUAAUAUAGCUCAAUAAUAUUGAGUUUGAUGUGGAAAAUAUGAAAUUAAGUCCUUAUUUUAAUGAUUAAGGAUUUUAUGUUGUUCCUAAUUAAUAUUGUUUUAUUUUUAGUCUACCAGAUUUUGAUUCAAUUGUAUCAUAUGAUUUAAUUGGCGAAAGCAAUUCUUACACAUGUGAUUUUAAUCCUGAGCUUUCUAUUUAUUCUAUAUAUUAUAACGAAACACUAAGUUCCUACCAGUUUCCAGUAUAAUAUAGUGGAUAAACUUAAUUAAUUUUUAAAUUGGAAAUUCCUUUCAAUUUGUAAAAUUAUUUCUCUUCCAAAAGCUAUAUAUUUCGUAAAUAUUUUGUAAGCUACAAAUAUUUUACGUUUAACACUUAUGAUUAAUAUUUAUAUUUGCUCUUGAUAGAUAUUUAAAAUGGAGAAAUCAUACAAAUAAAUAAUUUUUUACAUUCAGGCUCUGCAGAAUAUUUUUUUGUGGAUAUAUGGGAAGAGAAAGAUGUUAUUCUUUCUAACGAUAUUUUAAUAUCAAUUUCUGAUAUAUAACUAACUUUAUCAUUUGAUAAUAAAUAGAAAAUAGAUACUCAGUAAAUAAGCUAUAGUAAGCUUUACAAUUAUAUAAUUUAUUAAGCAAAUGAUUCAAAAUAGCUAGUAAGUUUGGAUAUAUCUGAAAUUUUUCCCAUUAACUCUUAGAUUGGUCAAAUAUCAAGUAGAUAUAGUAAUUAUUCCAUAAAUUUUUAUCAUGUUUCCGAUAUUGACUAAGACCAUUAAUAAGUAGAAUUGAUAUAUUUUAAUUAAAAAUUAAGUUAACUCAUAAAAUGGAAAUUUAUUAGCUUAAAUCAGGCUCUUAAUCAAAAUUAAUAUUUAUAAAAUACUGAAAAAUAAGUUGUUCUAGAUGUCACAUAUAUAUUUAAUGAAAUGAUUAAAUAGUAAAAAAUUAAUAAAUAGGCGGCUUAAACUUAAUACAAAAUAUACCUCCUAUACAAAGAUGAUAUAUAAAAAAUAUUUGCUUUCUAUUUCAAAUGCUAAGCAGUUAUAUUUAAUGAGGAUCACUAAGUAUUAUAAAUUAUAGAUUUACAGUAGUAUUAAUGCCAAAUCAUGGUAUCAAGAUAAUAUAGUUCUCCCUCAUUAAGCAAUUAAUAGCUAGAAUCAUAGAAGAUUUACUUAAUUUCUUAAGAAUAAACAAUAAUAAAUAUUUUUUACUAAAAUUAUAAUGUCAUUCUAAAAAAUGUAUAUACUGAGCAAUAAUAAGAUGAUUAUAAAAUUUAAAGUUUGAUAAGUAUUUCAUUGGAAGAUAUUUAAGUUAGCAUUAUUACCUAUUAAAACUUUAAAAAUACGAUUACUAUUCUUAUGGAAAAUUAAAAUAUUAUUUUUUAUAAAAAAUUUACAUUUGAUUAAAUCUAAAAUAUUUAUUCUUAUUGUUUAGAAAGUAUUAGUAAAAAAGUAAUAUUAUUGAUAGGAACUGAAUAGAAUCUUUUAAUAUAGUAAAUUAUUUGGGAUCAAAUCAAAAAUGAAAUUUAACUUGUUGAAUUAAGUCAAUUUUCUCUUAAUUAAAAAGGAUAAUCUUAGCUAUUAUAUACUUUAAAAUAAGUUACUUAAAACAGCAAUUUUGAAAAAAUAAUGCUAAUUCUAACAACUCAAAAGAGAAUAAUGCUAUUCUAAAACAGUGAAAGCAACGCUUUGUCUUUUGACUUAAUCAGAGAAAAUCUAAAACAUUUGAGAGGUUAACACUAAAUAUAAAUUCAUUAAAAUAAUUAGAAUAAUGAAAUAUAAAUUCUAUCUUUAUUUAGCUAACUACAAGUUUCAUUCUAUUCUCUUCCUUCUCUUCAAUUUAUAUCUAGAAUCGAAGAAAAGAAUGCCAUUUAAAUCACAUCUGUGCAUCUUGUUUUUUCAGUAGAAAUCAUUGUAAUUGUUUGCAACUAAUAAGAAAUUUAAAUAUUUGUUCUAUCAAGGUUAAAUAAAGAAAAAAAAUUAUUGCUUUAAAAUUCAAUAAAGCUCUCAUCAGCCACAAUUUAUAAUGUUGCAAAUAUGAAUUAAAAUAUGGUUGUUUUCCAUGGAACUAACUUAAGAGGAUAUUUUAUAAUUUACUACUCUUUAUCAGAUAAUCAGAUAUUCUAAAAUUUGAAUUAAGAAUAUUCUAAUUUAUAAAAUGGAAGUUGUUUAAAUAUUUUUUAAUUACAAAAUCAAAUUUAAUAUUAAGAGAUGUAAUUUAAUUAAAUUAUUAUGCAGGAUAAUCAUCCAGAUUCAACUACCAUACAAAUUAGUGUAGAUCUCUCUGCCUCUAUAGAUUUAUUUAUUCCUAAGUAUAUGAUAUAUCAAAGCAGCUUAUAUUAAAAAAAAUAUAUCGAUUAUAGAAUAAAUUUAAUGGGUUUUUUAGGAACUCCUAAGUAAUAUUCACUAAGCAAUUACUAAAAAAUACUUUAAAAGAUAUAGAUAAAUAAUGGAAUCUUAUAUAUUGACUCAGACAUUGUGUUUUAAGAUUUAAAUUCUUUUAUUCUUGAAAAUAUUUCAAUUAGAUUUAGUUCAAAAAACUGUAAAUUAACUAUUUUAAAUGUAUAGGAAGUAAUAUUUGAAAAUGUUUCUAUCUUAGAUUAGCAAAUAGAAAACUCAAAUAGACAAAAUUAAAUAUCUUAAGAUGGUUAGCUAAUGCUGAAUCCUCUUAUUAAAUUAUAAAAUUGCAGUAAUGUUUUGAUUUUUGGAAUGUAAUUAUAAAAACUCUCUGUAUAAUAAGAUUUUUUUUAGUUUGAAGAUGUGCAAAAUAUUUAAGUUGAAAAAGUCAGAUGUUAAGAUUUACUUUUAAUUGGUACUCUAUUUUCUUUUAGAAAUUAAUUUAAAAUUUUAAGCUAGACAUCAAUUGAAAAUAUUCUUUUGAGUAAAAGUCUUAUCAUAUCAUUAUUUUAAAUUCUUAAUGUAAAUAUCUUAAACAUUCACAAUAUCCAAUUACAACAAAUAAAUAAUAUAUCAAAUAAUCCAACUGAAAUAGAAAAUUAAUUUUAUUAAACUUACUAAAAAAUUAAUUACUCUUUAAUUAAAAUAACUUUGAUACUUGAUAGAGCUUUAAUCACGUAGCUAAUUUUAAGAAAUCAAGUAAAUCAUUAAUCACUACUUGAUUAUAAGAAUUUCUAUGACUUUAAAAAUGAAACUUUUAGCUCAUAAACAUCAAAUCUAAUAAUUAAAAAUGUUUAUAUUAAUCAGUGUUAUUUUCAAAAAUACGCAUUUUACAUAACAGAAAAUUAAGCUCAUUUAUAAUAAAUAGUUAUCAGUAAUACUAAUAACACUUCACUUAUUUUAUACUAUAUUGAAAAAGGACUAAAAAUGAUUGACAUAAAAUGUAUUGAUAACUUUUAUGAUGAGAAUUCAAUAAUUGAAAUUUUAAAUUCUUAAGUUAAGCUGAGUAAAAUUACAAUCUUGAGAAAUAAAGUAACAUCACAUUUAAAUACACUUAAUUCAAUUUCAUUAACAAAUACUAAUUUUUUAAUUGAUAUAUUAUCUGCUGAUAAAAACACAUCUCCUUCUGGAUUCCUUUUUAUAAAUGGAAUUUUCAAUAAAAAUGUAGAUUUUUUAACUUCAUCUUAGCAAAAUCUAGUGAAUAACUGUAUUAUAACUCAUUGCAACAAUAAUGCUAUAAUCUUAAAAAACUUAUAACAAAUAAAUUUUAUAAAUUCAAUAUUCAGUGACAACAGCUUAGAAAAAUAGGUAGAUGAUGGAGGUGCUCUCAAAAUGAAUAAGGUAGAACUUUGCUAUUUGUCAAAUUCUUAAAUUAAGAAUAAUUUUGCUAAAAAAUAUGGUGGAGGAAUAAGUAUGCAAGAUUCAGAUUUAUUUAUAGUUAAUAGUUAAAUUUAAAAUAAUUAAGCAGUAAUCGGAGGUGGUUUAAGAUUUUUUAAUUAAAAUAAUUAAUUGCCAAAACAUUUUUUUACUAGUUAGUUUAAAUCUUAAAUUAUUAAUAAUAAAGCAGAGUUUUUUGGGAAUAACCUAGCUUCGAUUCCAUUUAAAAUUAAAUUUCUUUCUGAUUUAGAUAAUUUAAAAAUUAGUUUAAAUUAAUUCAGUACUUCUUUUAUAUUUUAAGUUUAUGGAGUUGAUGGAGAGUUGAUAAAAUAUAAUAAGUACACCUAAAGACUAAUGCAAGAAGGGUAUGAUUUUUUUAACUAAUACUAGUAAUUUGAGUUGAUAAGUGAUUAAAAGAGUGUUUAAAUAGAAAAUUAAGUAAGAACAUAUAAUGUUGAAAAAAACUACUUUAAUAUUACAUGCAAUUUAUUGGAUUAUGGGUACAAUGAGCUCCUUGAAAUGUAGAAUAAAAAUACAGAUUUAAAUGAUUUUUAUAAGAAAAGAAGGAUUAUUUAAUUAAAAGUCUUAUCAAAUCCAUUAUAUUAAAUUGAUUUUUCAAUUUCUUUUUCAUAAUGCUAAGUAGGCCAAUUAAUUUUAGGAUUAUAAUAAAAUUUAUAUCAAUGUUAUCAAUGCAACGAAAAUACAUACUCAAUAAUAAAUCCAUAUACUAACAUAAACACAAGCAAGUGUCAAGGAUGUCCUGUAGGAGCUAUUAGUUGCUAAGGAAGUAAGAUUUAACUAGAGGAAGGGUAUUGGAAAUAAGAAGGAACAUAUUUUGUAAUUUACUGUCAUAAUAAACCUAACAAAUGCACUUAAAAGGUAUAAUCAAAUGAAUUUAAUAAUCAAUAAAGUAAUGGCUGUAUAGAGGGAGGUUUUGGACCUUUAUGUGAGAGCUGUGAUUAUAAAAAUAUUAUUUGGGGAAGAGAUUAAGACGAUGCUUAUGCUAAAAUUAAUAUGUACGAUUGUAUUAAUUGUAAAGAAGUCAACAUUUUUGAUUAAUUCAUUAAAUUCAUAGUGAUUUUUGCUUUUAUAGCCUGCCUUUCUUAUCAACUGAUAAAUGAAACUUUAAAUAGUAUACUUUUUCUUCAAUGCUAAAUUCUUAAAUGUUUAAAUUUGGUUAUCUUAAAUAGCUCUUUUAUUUUUAGAUAAAAGCAUUCCAUCAUAUUAAAAAUAAUACUUUCCUAUCUUUAAGUUAUUAGUAUGAUUGUAUUCAAUCAGCAAACAGUUAAUAAUUCGAUCAAAGAUACACUUUUAUUUUUUGGAAAUAUCCUUGAAUUAUUAAAUUAUAUUUUAGAUUGUGUCUUUGUUUAAUCAAGUUUGCACAAGAAAUUCAUAAAUAUGGUAUACUUAAGGUUAAUAUGGACUUUGAUUUUAUGCUUUUCUAUCUUCAUUAUAUUAAUACUCUUAAGUUAUGCUGUAUGUAAUGUGCUUAAAAUAUAAAAAAGAUAUAAAAAUGUUAAACAGUCUCUAAUAAUUAAACUAUAUUUAGUUUUACUUCCUGGUCUUAUAGUUUAACUAAUGAGUACAAUUUGGUGUAGAUACAUUAAUAAUGAAUACUAUGUUUAAAGAGAUGUUCAAUUUAAUUGCUUUGAUAAUCAAUAUUUUAUAUUUAAUUUUAUUAUAUCAAUACCUCUGCUAAUAACUCUAAUUCUAUUUCCACUAUACCUUUUCAAGAAACUUUACUAAAAUAGAUUUUAGCUAAAUAAACCUCAAUUUUACAUGAGUUAUGGUUUUGUUUACAGUGAAUAUAAAGAAAAGCUUUAUUAUUGGUAAAUAAUAAAAAUUUAUAAAAAUAUCUUAAUAUUUGUGAUAGUGUAGUUAUUCAACUAAAUGUUUGAAACGAUGUCAAUUAUAGUCAUAAUUCUUUUGAUAUUCUACAUCAAAUUUUAGCAAAUUCACCUGCCAUACAAAAACAGCUAUUUUGGAGAUUUAGAUAUUUUUUCUUAGCUAUGCUUAAUAUUUACUAUUUUUUGCUUAAUAGUAUAUAACAGUGCUAAUUCUAUAGGAUUGGUUUAUACAUCUAUUACAUUUACAAUUUUGAUCAAUUUUGUAUUAUUGAUGAGAAUAUUUUAUUUGCUACUGUCCCAAAAUAAAUUUUCUAAAUUUUUUUUAAAAUGCCUUUAGUUUUUUAGCUUCAAUUUUAGUAAAAAAUUUUAUAUCUAGCAAUAGAACUAUUAAGCUAUUGAUAUUUUAAGAGUAACAAAAAACUGGAAAAAAAUAUAAAACGUAAUAAGAAAAAAUAAAACUCAACAUAAAAGGCUACUUAGUGCUAUUAAUAUCCCAACACAAAGAUUUAUUUAAGAAAUAGAGGAAUAAAAUGAGUAAAAUUCUUUAAAUGAAAGAUAAUCUACUUCUUUAUAAAAAAAAACGCAAUCUCAUAGAUUUUAAAUUCAAAGUCUAACUAAUGUACCAGAAACUGAGGUAGAUUACAACAUUUAGCUUGAAAACAUAUUUAUAAAUGAAUAAAAUAUUAAUUAAUUGAAUAGGUAAACAAUCUUUUAAAAACCAAUUUAUAAUAAACAGUAAUAAAUUUGAUUUAUUUUAUAAAAAUAUAUUUUACAGAUCAAACUAUGUAAUUAUAAUUAAGUUUUAUUUUAGUUAGCUUUCUAAUUAAAUUAUUUUUUUUUAAAUUAAUUUUUUGUGGAAAAAUACUUGAUUUUAUUUAAUUUUGAAUAUCGUAUUUCCUCACUUAAGAUAUCUGAGCCUAAUGUCCAAGUGUGUUAUUUUUUUCAGAAAAAAUGAAGAAAUCUAAAUUUUUAAUCAAACAUUUAAUUUUUAGAGUUAAACAUUUUUUUAUUCAUUAUAUAUGUAAAAAAAAAAAAAUAUUCAAGAUUAAAUGUUUGAUAAUAAUUUAUUUAAAUUUCUUCUUUAAAAAUUAAAUCUUUGAUUAAACAUUUUUUUUAUAUCUAUCAGGUUCGAAACUUGCUUGCUUCAAAACCUUUUUUUUAUUUCUUUUAAUUUUUUUUUUAUUAAAUAAUAUUUAUUAUUCUACUAAAUCUAUAUUUCUUACUCAAGAAAUAACUAUCCGUGAAUAGCUUUACUUUUAAUUAAUUAAUUUUCAACUAUUUUUUUAACAUUUCACCAUUCAAAAUUCCUUCAAAUAUUUUUAAAUUAUUUGCUCCAUACUAACACAUUUUUUUUAAAAUUAAUUUUAAAUAGGUAAUUACUUCAAAAAUUUUAGUAUUGCUCACCUUCUUUACCGUUUAUAUUCAGUCUCGAUAUGAUAAUUGAAUAAAUACUCAGCAUAUAAAAAUCCUUGGUUCAAUAAUUUAUUGUUAUCUUUAUACUUCAAACUAAACUCUAGGAUAAGUGUAUUAAACUAAUGAUAUUGUCAUUUACCAAAUAAAUAAGUUAUCUGAAAAUGAUAAAAUUUAGAUCUUAAAACUAUAUGACAAAGUUAGUUAAAUUUAAAAUGAAACAUAG
Tetrahymena thermophila SB210 is the source of this 8244-nucleotide messenger RNA. RefSeq names its product transmembrane protein, putative. NCBI's taxonomy places the organism in Eukaryota, Ciliophora, Oligohymenophorea, Hymenostomatida, Tetrahymenidae. The transcript has a single exon. The record is from RefSeq and is a predicted model, not a curated record.